This is a messenger RNA of Anopheles nili, 2225 nucleotides long. RefSeq lists its product as uncharacterized. The record is from RefSeq and is a predicted model, not a curated record. Gene Ontology annotation, biological process: triglyceride biosynthetic process. The transcript has 4 exons. The coding region runs from base 1 to 1953 and encodes 650 amino acids. Lineage: Eukaryota; Metazoa; Arthropoda; Insecta; Diptera; Culicidae. Gene Ontology annotation, cellular component: plasma membrane. Gene Ontology annotation, molecular function: long-chain-alcohol O-fatty-acyltransferase activity; diacylglycerol O-acyltransferase activity.
AUGGCUGCCGAAGCGGUCAAUUUCCUAGACUGGGCAUCAAGUCAAGGGGUAUCAUUUUGGGAAGUUAUGGCGCGAAAUUUUACUCAUCCCGGUCCAUUUGGACCAAAUCAAAUUAACAAAAGUUCGCAAAUUGCACCACAAAAUAAUCGUCUUGAUAUGCUGCUGUCAUCUACGCAAUUUGGAUUACUCUCUGGGCUAGUGCUGUUCCUGUUUGUAAGACACAAAGUAUCGAGAUGGAGAGAAGACUUCCACAAUCUGAAGCUAACCAAUUGCUUAAAUUUACGCCGUGCUACAUAUACAUUCUUAACAUUCAUCGAGUUUUUAGUUCUUUCACCAUUCUUGUUCGCCAUCCUUUUCACAUUUUAUGUAUACCGCGUGGCAGUAGCAAUUGUAUUAAAACGGCGCCAUAAGAAACAUUUCAAAGGAUUGCUCGACGGUGCAGACGUUGUGUGGGCCAUUGAAGAUCAAAAUUCACGUGGUAUGAUCAACAUAAUGGCAUACGUAGAAGAGCCGUUAGUGAGCUGGUCUUCCGUCGACGACUCCAUGAGUGCAGAUAUUCUACUAACUUUACGCAAACGCAUAUCAUCGCGCCUUAUGCGUAAUUAUCAGCCGUAUCCAAAAAUGUUUUGGAAGCGCAACGUUGAGCUUGGCUACUAUUUUUGGUCCGACCAGUCUGACCUAUCCAUGGAAGAUUACAUACGAUACAUGGAUAAUAUUCCUCUUGCUAGUGGUGAACGUCACAUCGAUGAACGACAGUUAAGAAGUUUGAUAAGUUCCAUAAACAAUCGACAUCUUCCAGCAAAUCAUACGUCUUCAUGGGAAGUUCUUGUUGGAAGACAACCAUUGCUCAAUGCUGGACAAACAAUUCUUAAAUAUCCGAUACUAUUUCGUGUUCAUCACUCGUUAGGUGACGGUGUGGCAUUGAUGCGUUUGCUGUUGGAAGCUAUUGUCGAUAAAGAAGUACCAUCACGUUGGAAACACCUAUCUAAACUAAAAGUUAUGAAUAUAGACUACAUAUUAAAUCAUCAAAAAAUGGAAUAUAAUAAAAACUUCUGCAUCAAUGAAACGAUCUUCGAAAGGGCAUGGAAAGCUAUUCCAUCGCGCACAGCUCUCAUAAAUCAUCGUGAUCGAUUUGUGCGUAUUCUGGAAACUAUUUAUACAGCUCCAGCCUUUUUCCAUGAUGUAUCUCAACGUCAGGUGGACAACAAUUGCAUACAUGCACUGGAAAUGGCCAAUGAAAAAGUAGUCAGUUGGAUACACGAAGAGCACACCAGCAACACCCACUGGGUUGAGAUUAUUAAGCAAACUAAAAAACUAAUUCCGGGAACUAGGUUCUCUGAUAUCUUUCUUACUGCCUUGUCUUCUAGUUUACAUGCUUACUUUGAUAAUAAACCAGGCAAUCGACCUAAACACCUCACAGUGGUUCUCCCAGCAAGAAUAGAAAAGGAGUCACCACAUUUAAAGCUUCACAAUAGAUUUUCUGUAGGCCUUCAAACACUUCCAAUCACUUCCGGGAUACGGAGCAAUGAUCCAAAUCGGCAUUUUGCGCUUACAAACCGUAUUCUAGCAGUUAAGGGCUAUUCCGAUACCUUGCGAUCAUCAUCUGACUAUAUGAUCAACUAUUGGAUUAUGUCGAAAAUGACUUGCCUCUUCCCAGAUAAAAUUUUACGGAAGAUUCUUAAAAGCGCACAUAGUACCCUGGCAAUCUCGAACCUACCAGGACCACAGCAAAUGCCCCGCAUUCAGGGAAGAGAACUAAAAAAUCUUAGCUUUUUUAUCCCAAACUUAGGUACCACCGCCGUUGGAAUUACGCUUCUUACGUACGGUGGCAAGCUCCAGCUUGGAAUACUAGCGGAUCGUGCAGUGAUUAGCACAGAGGAAGAAGCCCACAGUAUUCUACAAGGAACAAUUGAAGAAAUCGAACGAAUGGGUCAACUAUUGACCGAAGUGUAGUGGAUAAGAAAUUUUUUAUGCGGAUAUCCCACCUUCAGCCAAAUUAGCGGUCAGAAGCGAGAACAAAGAAUGAUUUUAUCUUAGGUGAAACUUACGCAGCUUUUAUCUGAACCACGGUUUAAUGAGUCCCAAUUUUACUGAGUGUUGAUUUGUUGGAUGGGCGUUACCAUUAAUCAAAUUGAGAAGUUAAACGACUGAAGCAACAGGUUAUUAGAAUAUAGGUUUUCUAAGAAAACAUUUUCAAUAUAUGGAUAAUAUAGUGCGUAAAUUCA